This is a messenger RNA of Oncorhynchus keta (chum salmon), 2888 nucleotides long. RefSeq names its product cell surface A33 antigen-like. NCBI's taxonomy places the organism in Eukaryota, Metazoa, Chordata, Actinopteri, Salmoniformes, Salmonidae. The transcript has 8 exons. Gene Ontology annotation, cellular component: external side of plasma membrane. Gene Ontology annotation, biological process: immune response; negative regulation of T cell proliferation; cellular response to lipopolysaccharide. The record is from RefSeq and is a predicted model, not a curated record. Bases 219 to 1403 code for a protein of 394 amino acids.
UGCUCCGUGAAACAAGAAGUAUGAAUACCCUGACUUCUGUGGAGGCUGCAUCGCUGUAAAUUCUGUGGCCACUUCAGACGCCACAUUUGUACUUUCAUUGUUACCCAGAAAUGAUUUGAUAAAAACAGCUGCAUUGAACGUUUUCGCAUAAUAAACACUGAACAAACAGUCUCUAUCUUGGUUUACAUCAUAUCGCUCAACAUCAGUGGACAGUCACCAUGUGGAUCUCUGUGUGUCUGAUCAGCUCUUUACUUCAUAUCACUGCAGGCUGCGCUAUAUUAGUCACUAACUAUGGUAAGAUCACUGUCUACUCAGGCCAGUCUGUUCUCCUGCCCUGCUCCUGUAGUAAAACCCAGGCUAAACCUCCCAGCUUCACAUGGACUAAAUUCAGAGGUCAACAGACACCUGAGAUAAUACUAACCCAGAGUGAUCUGUACAGAGGCAGAGUGGAGAUGUUUAAUAGCACCUCUCCUGGGAACCUCUCUGUCCUCCUCUCACACAUCACCGAGGACGAUCAGGGGUGGUACAGGUGCCAAAUCAGCCAUGAAAAAUACAGCUAUGUCGAACUCACUGUUGAAGGCUGCACUCUGUCAGAACCUCGAUCAAGGGUGGUCAAUGGAUUCCCAGGCCAGUCUGUUCUCCUGCCCUGCUCCUGUAGUAAAACCCAGGCUAAACCUCCCAGCUUCACAUGGACUAAAUUCAGAGGUCAACAGACACCUGAGAUAAUACUAACCCAGAGUGAUCUGUACAGAGGCAGAGUGGAGAUGUUUAAUAGCACCUCUCCUGGGAACCUCUCUGUCCUCCUCUCACACAUCACCGAGGACGAUCAGGGGUGGUACAGGUGCCAAAUCAGUGAGACUCAAAUGACAGACGUCAAAAUUGAUAUUCAAAGGAAAUACCAACCCCUCACAACCACUACCACCAAACAUCCACCAUUAACUCAACCAAAUGGACUAGACAUUACAACAUUCCUAAUACCAACAACGUCACCUAAAGGGGCAGACACAGUGGGGACUUCAGAAGAAGAUCCAUCUGCUUCCCCUCAACAAUACAAUACAAUCCAAUACACCUUACUGGCUGUUCUACCAGUCAUACUGAUCAUCUCUGGAGUGGCUUGGUACAUAUACAAGAGAAACAAAGGAAAGAAAAACACAGGAGAGAAAAGUAGUGGGAGCAAAACAGAAGGAGAGAAAAAGGAUGAUCCCUCUGUAAUGUAUGAUACGGUUCAAGAACCCAGAAACAACAACCAAGAGGAGACAACAACACCCCUCAGUGCUCCAGAGGAUCCCUCAGUGACAUACUCCACCAUCGUCUACAUGAAAGGAAAAAGGAACGCAGCAGUGAGUCUGGAGAGCGGUGGAAAAACAGAGUAUGCCACUAUCAAGACAGGCACGUUCUCCUAGAGCCACUGUACUGUAUGGCCUACUGUCAUCUCACAGCCUUUUCCUGCAGAGUGAUCUCAUAUUGGGCCCAGUAUCAAGAGGUUUGAUCUGGCACACAUGACUAUAAAUAUAUUUCACUCUCUACUAAGACAUGUUAAGUGGUUAUCACAGGAAAUCAGAUGUUAACCUACAACCAAAAUAAUAAAGUCCCAGAGAUAUAGGCAAGAUGAUUGGUGAAGCAAUAAGAUACCAUUUAUUUGUAUGUAGCUGAGACAACCAAAGCACCUUAUAUGGCUUAAAGUUCAGCUAGUUCUCUUUUUAUAUCGUUGUUGUGCAUUUAUUUUUAAAUAUGGGAACUUUUGAAAUAGAGACGGAUGCUUUCAGACAUGUUUGAGAAAAAGGAAAAUGUGGUUUGAUGUGUCAAAGCAAAAAAACACAGAUUUCACAAUCAGUUUUGCAAGAGGUUGUUUGGGUGGCUAUCAUCCAUCUUCAUUUUGUAAGGGGUGCGUGACUGGCUGCAGGGAAGUCAGGCGCAGGAGAGCAGAACUGGGUAAAACCCGAAGCAGUUUAAUAUGAAGAAAAAAAACAACGGCACCCAGAACAACAAAAUCUGGGUACAAAAUAACCCGUCGCGAACCAGUCAGAGUGCACAAACACUUUACAAUAAACAAUUUCACACACAGACAUGGGGGGAACAGAGGGUUAUAUACACGACAAGUAAUGAGGGAAUGUAAACCAGGUGUGUGGAAAAACAAGACAAAACAAAUGGAAAAUGAAAGGUGGAUAGGCGAUGGCUAGAAGACGGGUGACGUCGAGGUGAGGAACCGACUUCGGCGGAAGUCGUGACAAUGUAUAUACUGUACUUCUUAUUUUUCUGACAAGAAGCUGGUACACGCUGAGCAUUACAUCAUUCUCGAAGUUGACAAAAAAAAUGUAAAGGAUACAAAUGUUUGUCACAGAAAACAACCUAUACCUAAUGUCAGAAUUUUGUCACAGACAACAAUCUUUGUGAAAACAACCUCAAACCUUUGUCAAAUUCUGUUAGUUAGCUACAGUACUUCCUCUUUCGUGUAAUGGACAAAUCACACAUUGUGGUCUUCCUGAACAGGGAAAGCAGUCUAACAAUGUCAUCAACUGAAGCAUUCACUUUUGGAGUGCGCAACUAACAGGGAAUUACAUGUUUUAGUGCCUCGUUUUCUUCGUCAUUUGACAAAGUCAGGUUUUCCAAUCAUGACUGUAAAUACACUGAACAAAAAUAUAUACGCAACAUCUAAAGUGUUGAUCCUACAGUAUGUUUCAUGAGCUGAAAUAAAAGAUCACAGAAAUGUUCCAUACGCACAAAAAGCUUAUUUCUCUCCCAGGCCCACCCAUGCCUGUACCCCUGCCCAGUCAUGCCUGUACCCCUGCCCAGUCAUGUGAAAUCCAUAGAUUAGGGCCUCAUUUAUUUAUUUAAAUUGACUGAUUUCCUUAUAUGAACUGUAACUCAGUAAAAUCUUUGAAAUUGUU